GCAACUCACCAGGUCUCCCAAAACGAAACGUCCGUCGCCGGCCCUCCCGCCAGCUGGUCGCUGCGGCCGCGCCAUGCCGAAGCAGAAGCUGCCGAAGCUGCAGGCCAAUGUGAACAGGCGCGCCCAGCAGAUCAUCACAGCGCAUAUGCAGCUGGAGGAACAGGGCAUUGGUACCGUUUCCAACAGCGGAGUACCGAUUCUCUCCAAGCUCGAGCGAACUGCACCCAAAACUGCUCGCACCCACGAUGUGUCGCAUCUUUGCGAUCAGCGAAUGACGCUGGCGCCGUGCAUUCCUGCCUCGCUGAUUGAAGCUGAGGACCAUGUCUACGAGAGCAGCUUCAUGCCUUUGGAUGCCACCAGCCUCUACUCGGAGGACGACGGGCUUUGGCACACCAAGGUAUUCCCCUCUGAGACACCCUCCAGUCGCACAGAUGCCGUGAUGCUGGAUAACUGGGUCAACAAAGCCCUGGCAAAGGUCGAGGACCAUGUCACGGCCACACAGCGGAGCCGCGAUGACUUCUCCCAGACGGUGCGCGAGCUGGUCCCCGUCCUGUCCGUGGCGCUGCAUGAGACUGUCCGGCAGGUGAUGCAUCACUGCCCUGAGCGAGGUCAUGCGCUGGAGAAGAUCUGGCGAACGUAUGUGGAGCUUUUCGAGCGGGUGCUCGACCAGAUGCAGCAGUCCCUGCAGGUCCACAAGGAUCGCACGGAGCAGGUUCAGCUGCACCUGAAGGAUGCCCACCAGGAAGUGCGAGUCCUGAAGCGGGAGCACCCAGAGCAGAUGCACAGCAUCAUCUCCGAGUUGGAGGCCAAGUUCCUUCAGCGCCAGAAGAACUUUGAGUCCGACCUCCAAGAGGCGGAGGAAGAGAACAUGGCGGCCAAGACAGCCAUCCGGACGCAGCACCGAGAGUUGGAGAGUUGGUAUCCAGGAUUUCCGCACUACCAGGACUCAUUUGUGAAAAAUCUAUUACCGCAGCAGGACCAUGGCGGCAUUUCCUCGGCGAUGUUCAAGGAGUCGGCGGAAGACACCGCGCCCGAGGUGGCCAUGGCGGAGGACUUCAAGCGUUUGCUCGCGGCACUGCCGCCAGAAAAGCGCAAGAUCAUAGGCAAAGACCUCAUGGGCCUCAUUGAUGGCGACGAAGUCGAGCGCAUGCAGAAGGAUGACACCCCCUUGAACCUGGAGGAGCAGCAACAAGAGAUCGAAGAGAUCGAGAAGCUGCAGGGGGAGCUGCAGGUCCAGGAGGAGUACAUGAAGGAGCUCAAGAUGGAGAUUGCAAGGUUGGAGGCUGAGAGCCUUCUGCAUGAAGAGGGCUUCACGGACCUCGACUUUGGCGAGGCAGGCCAGCGGCCGGGGGACCUACUGGAUGCACCGGAGGCAGUGAUGGAAGCGGAAAGAAGCAAUAGUGAGGCAAGCUCGGAUGCAGAAGAGAAAAGUCAAAAACAACAACAUCUUUGACGAUGGCAUGCUUAGUCCCU
Messenger RNA from Effrenium voratum, 1473 nucleotides. The record is from the annotation of a GenBank genome assembly. Lineage: Eukaryota; Dinophyceae; Suessiales; Symbiodiniaceae.